AGUCUUCCACGUGCUCCUGGGGACUCUCUCCCACAUUGUCCUCUCUCUUCCCUCUCCACACCCUUACUUCAAUGCAGCAAUAAGCUAAUAUAUAAUUAUAUUUUUAUUUUUUUGUUCACUCAAUUACACUCUCUGACUAUCUAUGCCCCUUUUCUUUGUUUGUAUCUCUAUCCUCUCUGAAAAGCAAAAUUGCAAAAAGGCAUUCAAGGUAUGAAAAAAGAGUAACAGCAACAAGAAAGAAAACUAGAUCAUUGGAAUCAAACAACAUUUCCCCAGAAGCCAAAAGAAGAUUAUGAUGGAAGGAAUCAAAGGAAUAGUAGUACCUGGUGGUGGUGGUGGUGGAAGAGUUGGUGUGGGUGAAGAAGACAUGGGAGAUGGAAUGCAAUGCAGUGACCAUCCAUACAGAAACAACCCAGGUGGGAUCUGUGCCUUUUGUCUUCAAGAAAAGCUUGGCAAGCUUGUAUCUUCAUCUUUUCCAUUACCUAUUCGUGGCUCUUCCUCUUCUUCUUCAUCUCCUUCUUUUAGAUCUGAUAUUGGUAAUGCUGGUGCUUGUGUUGGUGCUGGUUCUUCUUCUUCACUCUCAAUCCGACCGUCAUCAUCAACAAGAGGAGUCAAUGAUGGUGGCAACAAAGAUAGUCAUUUUCAUCAUCAUGAGUAUUACAAUACUAGGCGGGCCAGGAUCCCUUUUCUUUUGGCUAAGAAGAAGAAGAAAGUUACAUCAGAUCGUGGUGGUGCAGCACCUGCGGAUAUUGUUUUCAAGCGAAGCAAGUCCACUGCAACUCCUAGGAGAAGAAACCAGUUCUUGAAUGCUGAGGAUGGUGAUGAAGACUUUAGCCCAAGAAAAAGAGGUGGCUUUUGGUCAUUUCUCUACUUUUCUACUUCUUCUUCAUCAAAGCCUAGUGGUUCCAGGACAACGGACAGAAGCUUCAGAGACGACAAUAGCAACAGCAACAGCAACAGCAACUCAAGGAUAUCAACUUUGACAACAGGGCCAACAACAAAUGGUUCUAACAAUAAGCAGAAAGAGAAGUGCCAUCUUGGGUCUUCUUCUUUGGGAAAGAAAAGUGACAUUGUGGAAGAUGAUGAAAGUCCUAAUAGCCAAGCCACUGCUUCAGCCUCUUCCUUUGAGCGUAAAGUUUCAAGAUCCAGAUCUGUUGGGUGUGGAAGUAGGAGCUUCUCUGGUGACUUCUUUGAGAGAAUCUCAACUGGGUUUGGAGACUGCACUCUAAGAAGAGUGGAGUCUCAGCGAGAGGGCAAGCCCAAGUCAACCUCUUCAGCUGUGCACAUGAAAGAGAGAGUCAAGUGUGGUGGACUGUUUGGUGGGUUUAUGAUAACUUCUUCAUCUUCAUCCUCAUCUUCCUCUUCUUAUUGGGAUCAUAUGAAUAAUAAUAAUGGGAAGUCAGCAGUGGGUGCAGGAGGGAGCACUAGUGCUAGUAGUCUUGUUCAUGGUCGAAGUAAGAGCUGGGGUUGGGCAUUUGCUAGUCCAAUGAGAGCUUUCAGCAAGCCUAUCUCUAAAGAUGGGAAAAGGGAUAUUAUCAGACAAGCUUCAGAUAAGAACACCAACCCAAACUUGGCUGCAAUUCCUUCCUUAUUGGCUGUGAGAGGCUAGAGAAAAUUAGUUUGUGCCUUUUAUUGAUUAAUACAACAUUACGUACAUGUUAAUUACUUUGUCUAUUUCUCUAUCUCCAUGUUUAUCUUUAUUGGUGUCAAUUCCAUUAGUAAUGUAACACUUUUUGUUUCUAAUCUUCUUUUGGUUCCAUUUUCAAAUUAUUUUCGUUUGCAAUGGAUUGCUUAGAAAAGGAGAAGAAAUGCUACCUAUUCACUA
This is a messenger RNA of Quercus lobata, 1825 nucleotides long. RefSeq lists its product as uncharacterized. The transcript has a single exon. The record is from RefSeq and is a predicted model, not a curated record. NCBI's taxonomy places the organism in Eukaryota, Viridiplantae, Streptophyta, Magnoliopsida, Fagales, Fagaceae. Bases 293 to 1609 code for a protein of 438 amino acids.